AAUGUUUCCAUAACCAUUGUCCUAGAAAUCCUCCCCAUUCCCCAUUGUUCCCACGCUCCCACUUUUCUUCCUCCGCCAUGACUUCCCUUUCUCUCCUCCUCGUUCUCCUCCUCUCUCUCUCCCUCUCCGCCGCAGCCCACGACGGCCCUCCGCCGUCCCAAGAUCUGAUCCACUCCUCCUGCCUUCAAGCCAGCUACCCAAGUCUCUGCAUCAGAACCCUCUCCUCCUACUCUGGCGCCGUCAACACCCCACAAGAUCUCGCCCAAGCCACCCUCUCCGUCAGCCUCUCCCUCGCCCGCGACCUCUCCCGGUAUCUCUCCAAUUCAUCCGCCAACCUCCGGCAGGCCUCGAAGCGGCAACGCGCGGCGGUUGACGACUGCGUGGAACAGAUUGGAGACUCUGUCGAGGAGCUGAGCAACACUCUGGGUCUCCUCCGCCACCUCCCCUACGGCGACCGCCGGUCUUUCCGAUUGCAAAUGAGCAAUGCCCAGACGUGGGUCAGCGCCGCCUUGACCAAUGAAGACACGUGUCUCGAUGGGUUUAAGGAAGUGGAUGGGGAGGUGAAAUUUGAUGUUAAGAAGAGGAUUUCUAAGGUCGCUAAAGCUACUAGUAAUGCUCUGUAUAUGAUUAAUCGCCUCGACGUCGGAACCCCCGCCGGGAGGAAGAAAUUGACCGCUCCUUGAGCUUGAUCGCGGCGGCGAUGGCGGAUUCCGGUGGAGUAGAGUUUGUUGCUCUGUUUUUUCUUGUUAAUGUAUUAUUGGCUAAAUAUACAAAAUCGUUCUUGAGAGGUAAUGCUCUGUUUUUUUCUU
Messenger RNA from Cucurbita moschata (crookneck pumpkin), 809 nucleotides. Its product is annotated as pectinesterase inhibitor 3. Lineage: Eukaryota; Viridiplantae; Streptophyta; Magnoliopsida; Cucurbitales; Cucurbitaceae. The coding region runs from base 78 to 683 and encodes 201 amino acids. Gene Ontology annotation, biological process: negative regulation of catalytic activity. The transcript has a single exon. The record is from RefSeq and is a predicted model, not a curated record. Gene Ontology annotation, molecular function: enzyme inhibitor activity.